This is a messenger RNA of Misgurnus anguillicaudatus (oriental weatherfish), 1927 nucleotides long. RefSeq names its product N-ethylmaleimide-sensitive factor attachment protein, gamma a (gene napga). The record is from RefSeq and is a predicted model, not a curated record. Gene Ontology annotation, cellular component: SNARE complex; vacuolar membrane. Gene Ontology annotation, molecular function: soluble NSF attachment protein activity; syntaxin binding. Gene Ontology annotation, biological process: intracellular protein transport. Lineage: Eukaryota; Metazoa; Chordata; Actinopteri; Cypriniformes; Cobitidae.
AUGACGAACUAACCCGGAAGAAAACGUCAACGUCAGGUGAUGUAUACAGCGUUUGAGCUGGAGCUACUCAAGUCAUUUAUUUAUUGAUAAUAAUCCUUUAUGCAUAAAGACUUGUUUUAAACCAUGGCUCAAAAAAUCAACGAAGCCCACGAGCACAUCGCCCAGGCUGAAAAAUAUUUGAAGACGAGCUUUAUGAAGUGGAAGCCUGAUUAUGAUAGUGCUGCAUCAGAAUAUGCUAAAGCAGCUGUUGCCUUUAAAAACGCCAAGCAGCUUGAACAGGCGAAAGAGGCGUAUUUACAGGAGGCUGAAGCUUACACCAAUAAUGGAUCCCUUUUUCAUGCUGCCAAGGCCCUCGAGCAAGCAGGCAUGAUGCUGAAGGAUAUGCAGAAACUCCCUGAGGCAGUGCAGUACAUAGAGAAAGCCAGCAUGAUGUAUGUGGAGAACGGCACACCAGACACCGCAGCCAUGGCCCUCGACAGAGCUGGAAAGUUAAUAGAACCUUUGGAUUUAUCUAAAGCCGUUUACCUGUACCAGCAAGCUGCGUCUGUGUUUGAGAAUGAAGAUCGAUUACGGCAAGCAGUGGAGCUUAUUGGCAAAGCAUCAAGACUUCUUGUUAGACAGCAAAAGUUCGACGAAGCAGCAAAGUCAAUCCAGAAGGAGAAGAACAUGUACAAAGAAAUAGAAAAUUAUCCAUCUUGUUUUAAGAAAACCAUCGCACAAGUGCUUGUGCAUCUCCACAGAGGCGAUUAUGUGGCGGCGGAUAAGUGCGUGCGAGAAACCUACAGCAUCCCAGGAUUCAGUGGGAGUGAAGACUGUAUUGCCAUGGAGCAGCUUUUGCAGGGUUUCGAUCAGCAAGAUGAAGAUCAGGUGUACCGUGUCUGUAAUUCACCGCUGCUUAAGUACAUGGACAAUGAUUAUGCAAAGUUGGCCAUUAGCCUGAAAGUGCCUGGAGGAGGGAAGAAGGAAUCGUCUGUUUCUGCUGCCAGUGGAGACGCCAAGCCUGAGGAAGAUGAGGAUGAGUAUGCCGGUGGGCUCUGUUAAACUGAUCCUGAAUCAGAGCUCUUUCUCUGCUACAGGAUGACAGAUCGUGAAGACAUUUUCCAUCUGUUACCUGUCAAUCCUUUAUGAAGAUAUAAGCAUGAUUAUGUUAAUGACUGUGUUCCUGAAAUACGAUACUUCCAGACUGGAGCUGUCUGUGUUUGACCCUUUUCAGAGCUAUUUAUGGGAAAAAUGUCACUUGGAAAAGAUGUUUUACACUUAUCCAUACAGAGGCCUUUAUCAGCACUUGAUAGUGCAGGGUUAUACUUCAUCCAUCCUGAAACAUACUUAUUUGGGUUUAUUAAUAAUCUUUAUAUAUUUUAUAUAAUUAUAAAGUUUUCUGGCAAUUCUUAUAUGAAGAUUGUUACAUUAAGUUGAUACAUGUGAUACUAUAUAUACUGUAUAUCAUGCACUAUAUGGAAUAGUGGUGAACUUUAGAUGGUUUAUCAAAGUCUUUGUGUGCAAUAUUUGAAAUACCCCCCCUCCCCUUUUUUUUGCUUUGUUAUAAUCAAUUAAAUUAUAUGAUAUGCUGAAGAUUUGAAUAACAGUGCCUGGCCAACCCUAAAGAAAGUGAAUGUCUUUAUGUUGUCAUUUUGAAAAUAUUAUAAUUAGUAUCAUAUAAUCCAAUAGCUGAUCGUUAUAUAAAGUUUAAACACCAGCUUUUGUCACGUGACAUCUAUGGAAUGGCACCUAAAAACUAAGCAGGAUUCUUCAAAUAAAUGCAUGACAUGCCUUAAUGUUGUCUGUCUGUAUAUGAGAGACUGGCCUUGAAAUGUAAGUUUGAAAUUGCAGGAACAAUUUCUGUAUUAGAGACAGAAUCAUUAAAUAUGAAUGCAUGGGCUGAUAAAAUCAUAAAUCAGUGAAUAAAGUAAAUCGUUGAUUUUUUAAA